CAGAGUCUCCUCGCUCCCCGCCAUCACCAUCUAAACCUCUAGCCCUAGACCUUAUUGCGAAUUCACCAGGUCUCUUCUAUCCACCCUUCUAUCUGUGAUCCCCCUUCACUGCGAUAACUAGAAAGCCCCUCAGCUUCACACAAAAGGCUUCGUUGAUUGACCAUUCGAUCUACUGUCCACCUACAAUACGACUUUUUUUCAGUCGCAAUCGGCCUCAGAGCACGUCCGGAAAUAUCACUAAUUUCCGUCAUUGACUACUUCUCUCUCCCUACCUCCGACCACACCUUUGAUCACCCUCCAUCAAUCAAGCACCACGCUUGACUGCCUCGAACACUCUUGCAAUACGGUCAACUCUCGCAAGAUCUGCACGCUUCCCUCGGCCUUGAAACCCCGAUUUGUUGACUUGAUUGAAAUUCCAUUCUCCUGAAACUCCUACCCCUCCCUCAUACCCAUAUCACAAUGACCGACGCACUUGCUGCACAACUCGGCAAUACCAAGCUAGGAGAAGCUCCUACCGAGCAGAGGCUACAGGACACACUGAAUCUUCCCCCGAAAGAUGCCCGACCACAAACCGAGGAUGUUACCGCCACAAAAGGCCUCGAAUUUGAAGAUUUUUAUAUCAAGCGCGAGCUCAUGAUGGGAAUCUUUGAGGCUGGAUUUGAAAAGCCCUCUCCCAUCCAAGAAGAGACGAUACCGGUUGCCCUCACGGGAAGAGACAUUCUGGCCCGAGCCAAGAACGGUACUGGAAAGACCGCUGCUUUUGUCAUCCCCACUCUUGAGCGCAUCAAUCCUAAAAGCACUAAGACGCAAGCCUUGAUCCUGGUCCCCACACGAGAGCUCGCUCUUCAGACAUCACAGGUCUGCAAGACUCUUGGAAAGCAUCUGGGCAUCAACGUCAUGGUCACUACCGGUGGAACUGGCUUGAUGGAUGACAUUAUCCGGUUGAAUGAUGCUGUUCACAUUCUUGUGGGAACUCCCGGACGAGUACUAGACUUGGCCAGCAAAGGCGUUGCCGACUUGUCCGAAUGCCCGACCUUUGUGAUGGAUGAGGCCGACAAAUUGCUGUCUCCCGAGUUCACCCCCGUCAUUGAGCAACUCUUGUCGUUCCACCCGAAAGACCGUCAGGCCAUGCUCUUCAGUGCCACUUUCCCCCUCAUUGUCAAAUCAUUCAAGGACAAGCACAUGCGCAACCCAUACGAGAUCAAUCUCAUGGAUGAACUCACUCUGCGCGGUAUCACUCAGUACUACGCAUUCGUUGAGGAGAAGCAAAAGGUUCAUUGUCUGAACACCCUUUUCUCCAAACUCCAGAUCAACCAGUCAAUCAUCUUCUGUAACUCGACCAACCGGGUUGAGUUGCUUGCGAAGAAAAUUACUGAACUUGGUUACUCAUGCUUUUACUCCCAUGCUCGAAUGCUUCAGCAGCACCGUAACCGAGUGUUCCAUGAUUUCAGAAAUGGCGUGUGUCGCAAUUUGGUUUGCUCCGACUUGUUGACUCGCGGUAUCGAUAUUCAGGCCGUCAAUGUUGUCAUCAAUUUUGACUUCCCAAAGAAUGCUGAAACCUACCUCCACCGUAUUGGUCGCUCGGGCCGUUUCGGACACUUGGGUCUUGCUAUCAACCUCAUUAACUGGGAAGAUCGGUUCAAUCUGUACAAGAUCGAACAAGAAUUAGGCACAGAAAUCCAGCCUAUCCCUCAGAACAUCGACAAGAAGCUCUACGUGUACGACUCCCCUGAGAACAUUCCUCGCCCAAUCUCCAACCCCCCGCCUCAAACUGGGGCUGGAUCUGUAAACAUGGGCAACGGAGACCGUCAGCCCCGUCGCCAAAGCAACCACCCGAACAACGGACAAUACUACAACAACAAUCGAGGACGAGGCUCUUAUCGUGGCGGUCGUGGCCAAGGUCAGCGCCGUGGGCAACACGGCAGUGACCCCAACAGAAUAGCUUUUGCUCAAGGUCAAAUGGGUGGUCAAUCUCAAGCGCCAAUUUCCUAAGGACGUGCCACGGUGUAAAAUCAUUGGGUCAUCUUGACCCUGUGGUUUAAUUCUUGACUCGGCUUUGCAGCGAUCGAGCUUCUUUCACCUCCUCGUUACUCUAUCGGUGCACAGUCGUUCCGCUUUUGACACUUCUUUCUUUGCAGUAUCACUAUUUCUCUUCCUCACUUUUUCUUCCCCUGUUAUCCCCUUUUAUCUUUGCAGAGGUCUUGCUGGACUAUCCCGGCAUUUGAGUUUCUUAUCUGGUCAUAAUGAUACGGUUCUGGCGCGACACGUGUAUCAUAUGUUUCUUCUUCUGUUGUUCGUGGUUCCACUGAUUCACGGAUCUCGCCAUGAGUUGGAUUGGAACUUCGGUAUGAAACUCGUGCAUUUCCGGCGUCCACCAUGCUUUUCGCUCCUGCUUCGUUCCAUGAAGGGGUGUACAUAUGCCCAACGUGAUUGUUUGUUUUCUUCACAGAUUUGCAGGGCAAUUGGCGUUCAUGGUUUGGAUCUAUUGGUUGAUUCUCUGUGGCGUUCCACAGGAUUCGAAGAAGCGGUUUCUCUACAUCGAUCCCAUGCGACUUUUCCCUCAGUCGGUCUCUUUCUGUUUACCACGCUCCCAAUGUGUGACGAUUUCACCCUUUUACCUUGAAGAUCUCCAUGGCCCAUUUCCUUGUCGGCACUCCCCUGUUUAGCC
Messenger RNA from Penicillium canescens, 2668 nucleotides. It is a transcript of the gene dhh1, whose product is annotated as DExD/H-box ATP-dependent RNA helicase DHH1. Gene Ontology annotation, cellular component: cytoplasmic stress granule; P-body. The record is from RefSeq and is a predicted model, not a curated record. The transcript has 4 exons. Gene Ontology annotation, biological process: cytoplasmic stress granule assembly; P-body assembly. The coding region runs from base 460 to 1992 and encodes 510 amino acids. Gene Ontology annotation, molecular function: mRNA binding; RNA helicase activity; ATP binding. NCBI's taxonomy places the organism in Eukaryota, Fungi, Ascomycota, Eurotiomycetes, Eurotiales, Aspergillaceae.